GUGGCAUCGAGUUCCCAGCAAAACUUCAGUCAUGAAAAUUCUUUACCUGCUCUUUGCUGUCUUCUUCCUGGUGCUGCAAAGCUUUCCAGGAUUCACCCGGUCUGAUCCCAAAAACAUCAAAGAAUGUUUAAAGGCUGGGGGCAUCUGCUUCCCUUUUGGAUGUCCUUUUAGCAAACGGAUUGGACGCUGCAGCCCUGGGGUCCGUUGCUGUAAAAAAAAGGUCUCCUUUCUGGAUAUCGGUUCUGGAUAUGAAAGGCCUGCUGUCCUCAGACUCAGGGGAGUUGGUGGGAUCUGUUGUGAGUCUCUCUGGUGA
Trachemys scripta elegans is the source of this 313-nucleotide messenger RNA. Its product is annotated as beta-defensin 4A-like. Bases 32 to 313 code for a protein of 93 amino acids. The record is from RefSeq and is a predicted model, not a curated record. NCBI's taxonomy places the organism in Eukaryota, Metazoa, Chordata, Testudines, Emydidae. Gene Ontology annotation, biological process: cell chemotaxis; defense response to bacterium. Gene Ontology annotation, molecular function: chemoattractant activity; CCR6 chemokine receptor binding. The transcript has 3 exons. Gene Ontology annotation, cellular component: extracellular region.